GAUCGUGAGACGACCCCUCUUGCAAUGGAUGACUGUUCACAUGGUGCUCGUAGUGUCUGCUGAGAGGAGUCUUGUCUCCUUGGAGGAAGAUGCCCGCCGAAUUGUGCAAGCCGUCGGUGAGGAUGAAAUGGCAAAGGUUUGGCCGAAGGAGCGGCCAGCUCCGGCUUGCCUGCAGAAAUGCGGCAAAGGCUGCUUCUGCAUGGCGGCGAAGCACUUCGACGACAUUUUCUACUGCGACUGCACGGGCCGCAAUGCGGAGAAAGAGAAGGUUUAUCGGCAGGAGUUCACCUACGCAGAUCUGAACAAGCAUCCCGACAAGAAGGGCAAAGUGGAUUCUGCGUGGCAGCAUGACAAGUGA
Molecule: messenger RNA, 358 nt
Organism: Symbiodinium necroappetens
Lineage: Eukaryota; Dinophyceae; Suessiales; Symbiodiniaceae
Source: the annotation of a GenBank genome assembly